Messenger RNA from Chironomus riparius, 1084 nucleotides. NCBI's taxonomy places the organism in Eukaryota, Metazoa, Arthropoda, Insecta, Diptera, Chironomidae. The record is from the annotation of a GenBank genome assembly.
CCGCAUUUGUUUAUAAUUUAGUAAGUACUUCGGAAAAGUCAAAAUGUUAAUUUCUAGUCAUUUGAAAUGAGAAAUCAACAUAAUGUCAUUAUUAAGAUCAAAUGCCAUGAAGUUUCUUAGCAUUUGCAUUAUCAUUUCACUCAUACUGACGUUCAUCAUUAGUGUUCUGCCAAUUUCAUUGGAGCCAUGCAACUGCGAGAGCUACAUCGAGAGCCACAACUCAAUCCACAAUGACGUACAGAACAAAAAAUAUUACAACUCAAUAAUCAACUCAUUAAAUAUUGGAAAUAAGAAGAAAUUGGCAAUUGUUGUUCCAUUCCGUGAUAGAUUUGAUGAACUUCUCGAAUUUGCGCCUCAUAUGAAUAAGUUCUUGACUGAACAGGGCGUGCCACAUCACAUUUUUAUAGUUAAUCAAAUAGAUCGUUUUAGAUUUAAUCGUGCUGCACUGAUCAAUGUUGGAUUUUUAUUUGUGAAGGAUCAUUUUGACUAUAUUGCUAUGCAUGAUGUUGACCUUCUUCCAAUCAACAAAGACUUAAAGUACGAGUAUCCAGAAAGUCCCCUUCACAUAGCAGCACCAGGUCUCCACCCAAAAUAUCACUAUCCAAGCUUCAUCGGAGGAAUUUUACUGUUAAAAAAUGACCAUUUUGAACUUGUCAAUGGAAUGUCGACGAAAUAUUGGGGUUGGGGACUUGAGGAUGAUGAAUUUUAUGUCAGACUCAAAGAUGCUGGAUUAGAAAUCAUUAGGCCACAGAAUAUUAAGACUAAUAUGACGAAUACAUUCGUACAUAAUCAUGAUCGACUCCAUAGAAGACGUGAUACACUCAAAUGUUACAAUCAAAAAGAGGAAACAAGGAAGCGUGAUAGAAAAACUGGAUUGAAUACCAUGAAAUACAAUAUUAAUGCACGAAAAGAACUGGAUAUCGACGGUGUGAGAGUGACUGUUCUUAAUGUUAAACUUGAAUGCGAUAAAAACUUAACGCCAUGGUGCGACUGCACUGAAAUGCCAAAAGAGUCAAAGCUGAAAAGCAAAGGACGGCGAUGAUCUUUUUGAGGACUUUAGCUAGGUUUUUUGUGAGAUUUUUUA